Molecule: messenger RNA, 1023 nt
Organism: Caenorhabditis briggsae
Lineage: Eukaryota; Metazoa; Nematoda; Chromadorea; Rhabditida; Rhabditidae
Exons: 4
Coding region: 1-1023 (340 amino acids)
Source: RefSeq, a predicted model, not a curated record
AUGCGACUCGUGUUUAUUCCGCCAGGUCUCCGAUUACCUGUCAUAGCGGCAUCGGAGACUCUGAAGCGCGAGCUGGCCAUCGUCUCUCUGAUUGUAAAUAUUUCUGUGUUCCUAUAUUCAGAUUUUCUUGGUCCAAGUUUUAUUUUGUUCAAACAUACUUUUUAUCUGCCUAACUUAUUUAUUGUGCCGUCUAAGAUCACCUCGUCAACGUACCCAAGCAGUUCCCUAUCAGGCACCCACAUCCACCAUCAUUCAUCGAAAGAGCAACAAAAGUUCCAUAAGAAAAAGGUGGUGAAAAAGGGUCAAAAACCAUCAGCCACCAAAAAGUCAAAAGUUUCGACAAAAGUUGUCAAGAAGAUCGGAACGAAAGCAGUGAAAGUCAAAAAAGUGGCAAAGAAAGGAAACGAUCGUCUAACGCCACGUACCAUCACCGAAUACGUCGACAAUCCAUUCUUCGCCGAUGCAGAAGUUCCUGAAUAUGUUAGUGCAUCGGUAUAUCACAGAUGGAUCACUCGAGCUGUUCGUAAUGAGAACAUGAAGGAGAUCAAGGACUACUACAAGUCCAAAAAGUGUCAAAAAUCGUCAAUUUAUUCGACGUAUGCUUAUUCUUAUGACACUACAGCUUGCUAUGAAGCGGCCCUAAAGGAUAUCAAGUUUGCAACAGAGUUUUUCAAAAUGAAUCACAAAAUGGAGACUGACGAUUCUUACAGACCAGGAAAGGAACCAAAUUUGUUGGAAUAUAAAACCACCGGUCGCAAGAACCACUACAUGAUCGGCCGUCAGACACGACAUAUCGAAAUGGGUCGUGGUGGAAAAGAAGGCAAUAAUGCACUUUUGAACUAUGUCACUAAGAAUGUGGACACCGAUCCGAUGUCACGACUGAUUGAGUCUAAUAUUCCGUAUACGAAGCUUUUCCAGCUGUGUAAGAUCCCAAAUGGACGUAAGUUUUUUAUUCAAUUUCGACGAAAUUCCGUUAUUUGGGAACUUUUUAAAAUCCGCAAAACGCCCAGCCCGGUCCGUUGA